GCAGAAUCACGGUUUCUCUGAUCUCAUAGCAACCACCGCUUUAUUUCUACAAUUCAUUCGACCAUGCCAAGAACUUCAUGGCUGUGUUCCAGAUUAAUUGAACAUAAACAUUUACAACUGCAUCCUUGAGGAUAUAACACCACAGGCAAAAUGACCAACAAGACGACCGUCAUAAAACACCAUUGUGUGACCUGUUUCCACGGAUUUGUGGUGGCCUUCUAUGCCAUCGUCGAUUUUUACAUGGCCCAAGCCAACUACAAUUUGUACCAGUCUGACCUACCCAUCACCAAAAUGUUCCUUGGUGGUGCCUUCCAUUUCUUCACGACUUGGAAUCAGACUUUGCACCAAUUUUACUUUCUGUUGAGUCUGGUGCAAGACCUCUUGACCUUCUCAACAAACCGCAAUCACGUCAAGUUUUGCUUGUGGUUCGAUUCAAUUAGAAAUAAAUACUUUAUUCCAGUUAUAAUGCCAGCUACAUUCAUGACCACUGUAAAUUACUGGACCGUCCACCUCAUGGCACCGCAUCUCAUGUUGGCCGAACUUCUCAAAAUUUAUGGCCCGUGGCUUAAUCACGCAGUGCACACUGUCAUCGCGCCGAUUAUAAUUGGAGAGUUCUUUCUCACCACUCAUGGGGUCCCAUCGUGGGGAAAAGGAUUUAAAUACACCACGAUUUUGAUGGCUAGCUACGGUGCUUGGGUUUAUCCAUUUGGAUUUAUUCUUGGCCAGUGGCCCUAUCCUUUUCUGGAGGAGAUGAACGCUACACACCAUAUUUUAUUCUUUCAUUCAAUGUUCAUUGAAGCCUAUUUCUAGUAUAUUGUCUUCAGAUACGCUGAAAAGCAGCUGUUCGGGGAAAAUGCGUCACAAAGUGCAGCCACGAAUGUAGAGAAGAGAUACUGAAAUGCUGAUAUUAUGUCGCAUGCAUUAAUUUUGUUAUAUUAAUAUUCCAUAAUUAUACUCCGAUUGAAUCUGAAUUUAAUACAUAUCCGCAAGUCAAAAUGAUUAAGUUGUUAAAAUAAAAAAGCGCAUAUGAUGGACAAAGUAACUCCUGGAAAAAAUUUAACAAUCAAUGAAUAUUACGAAGCCGUGUGUGAUUUAUAUUGAUUCAUGAAAUAAAAAUUAAUAGAUAAU
Messenger RNA from Cloeon dipterum, 1128 nucleotides. Its product is annotated as androgen-dependent TFPI-regulating protein-like. NCBI's taxonomy places the organism in Eukaryota, Metazoa, Arthropoda, Insecta, Ephemeroptera, Baetidae. The coding region runs from base 151 to 810 and encodes 219 amino acids. Gene Ontology annotation, cellular component: membrane; endomembrane system. The record is from RefSeq and is a predicted model, not a curated record. The transcript is spliced from 5 exons.